Molecule: messenger RNA, 813 nt
Organism: Hypanus sabinus (Atlantic stingray)
Lineage: Eukaryota; Metazoa; Chordata; Chondrichthyes; Myliobatiformes; Dasyatidae
Exons: 4
Coding region: 131-577 (148 amino acids)
Source: RefSeq, a predicted model, not a curated record
CAACACAACAUUCAAAUCAAUUCCAGAUUAUAUAUCGCAAAGUGCUUUUUGCAUUGAGGGAGUUCACAGCAACCACUUCGUUCAGUAUAGAGAUAGUCAUUGAGGGGAGUUUCCUACCUUUCAGCUCAGAAUGCUCCUCAGACUCUUUGUGAUUUCCUUGUUUCUUUUAACGGUUGUGCAGAGCAGAAAACGACCUUUGCAAAGUGAUGUGUGGGACUAUAGAUAUGGAUCUGAUAAGGUUAAUUUGCGUGGAGUUGCCAAUUUGACAGAAGUAUUGGACAACUGGAGAUUUGACAUUAUGACUCAAAUGAGAAACUUGCUGAUAAAUGAUCACCAGUCUCUCCUCCCUGACUAUUCCAGAAUCUCUCCUCUGUCCGAGGCACUUGAUGAUCUCUUCAAAGAGUUUAAUUCACUGAAAGAACACCUUGGACACCUAACUGAAAAAUUUAGUGCUGUGGAAGAGUCUGUUGAUCAAAUUAAAGUUAAGCUUGCUGAAAUACCAAGCGGACCUAGGCAAAAGCAGAACUUUCCAAAGAGAAAAGUUUUGGCUUCGAAAAGGAAAGUACCUCAGCAAUAAGUCAAUGUACAAGUUAUCUACAUGAUUUACAAAUCAUACAUUAUAUAUAUAUAUAUAUAUACUUACUGGUUUUGUUGCAGUUGGUUACAGUUUGUUGGUGAAAUGCUCAAAGAAUGAUUUUGUUAGUUAAGGAUAUUUCUUAUAUACUUCCAAAAUCUGACCAGUACAAUUUCAUGUAAGCUGGUGUUCUCACACUAUUUUGUAGAUAUUUUCUUCACAUUAUCUUUAUGCCUUAA